This is a messenger RNA of Crotalus tigris (Tiger rattlesnake), 10327 nucleotides long. RefSeq names its product crystallin beta-gamma domain containing 1 (gene CRYBG1). The transcript is spliced from 23 exons. The record is from RefSeq and is a predicted model, not a curated record. NCBI's taxonomy places the organism in Eukaryota, Metazoa, Chordata, Lepidosauria, Squamata, Viperidae. The coding region runs from base 2392 to 8076 and encodes 1894 amino acids.
ACGACUUCGCAAUUAACAACAAGGAGUUCAUUAAGUAAUAAUAUUUGGUGUUAAAUUUUGGAUGAAUAAUUUAAUUGAAUUAUUUCUUAAUGACUUUCACCCAUGGUUUCUUUAACCACAACUGGUUAGGUUCACAUAAUUUGUGAAGCUGAAGAAACAUUUUGGCUUAAUGUAAUAUGUAAUUCCAUUCAAAAAUGAGCCUAAAUUUUUUUUCUCCGGUUACAAAAUGUCCAUUUUGCUUAAAUCUAUGUAAGAAAGCACACUGAAGAAACAACAUAGAAAUUGAAUCACCCAAGUCAUCUGAAUAACAUUAAAGAAAGUGUUCCUACAUAUGUUAAAGAGGACAGCCUGGGACUGAAAUAUUUGCAGACCUAAAAGAUUCAUUCCAUUAUUAUUAUGGAUCCAUUUUUAAAUUUUUUCCAUAAAUAUGAUUGGAGCCGUCAGUGAUACCUGACCAGGUUAGAUUACCUGUACUAUUUAAAAAGGAAAAUCUUAUCCUUAUUAAUGUUUGGAUACAGAUUAUUCUAGAAUGAUAAUGGACUAGCAGCAUGCAUAGUGAUUUUGUGGUUAAGAUGUGAACAGGUUAAGCUGUUAAUAAUUGAAUGACAACCUAAAUACAUAUUUCUUAAAUGAUAAUAUUGGAUAGUUUGUAAACAUGUCAAAAUAUUCCAGCUUUGAAUCUGAGCAGAAACACACUUUGCCGGUGUUUUGGUUAGUAAAUGGAUGAAUGGAGUUGUUUUGUUCCAAAUACAGCAAACAGGCUUGUUUUAUUUUGAGCAGUAGUGUUGAGAUGGGAAUAAAUUGUCAGAGGUAGAAUAUGCCAUGUUGGAAACUGCUGGAACAGGAGAGUGCACUGUUCCAUCCACUGUUGCCUUACUUUUCCUAUGAGAAUUUGUUUUAUUUGAAACCCAGAACCAUUAAAACAAAAGUGGCUGGCCUGAAAUUUAUAUUUUUAAUCUAUGUUUUGAUGUGGUAAUUGUCUAUCUGCUCACAUGAAAGCAAAUUCCAUCCAGUUGAAUAGGACUUUUGAAGAGUCAUGCAUAAAUAUUUUCUCAGGGAAAUGGAAGCAGGCUAGGGGGAAAAAAGGAAAUAAUAGAUGACAGGAAGAAAAACGCAAAAAACUCCCACAGGUUUGCCUGACAGACAAAUUCUAGGAUCUACAAAGAUAUGUCAGCAGCAAACAUGCCCACUUCCUUUACUGGUUUCCUUCUUAGCACAGUAUUAUUUUUAUCGUUUUUUUAAAUGGUAGGUUGGCUUGGAUGUCAAAGGAAAUUAAAUAUUAGGUGUUUUUCUGAAACCUGCAUAGAGUAAGCUUUGGUCCUUUUAUCAGUUCAGAUUCAACUAAAUUACUUUUAAGCACUGCAGUACUCCUAAAUCACUGAAGAUCCUCUGUUGUCUGCAAAGACAGGAAACGUCUUUGUGUGUUAUUUUUCAUCAAACAUCAAUAUAAUUUUAAAUUUUUGCAUUUUUGGAGCCAAAAUCAGAACUUUUUCUAUCAUAAAUUGAAGGGUGGCAGGGUAAUUCCUACAGAAUCAGGUUUGUUAUCUGGGAAAGAAAGGUUACUCAUAAAAAUGUACCUACACUUCCUGAAUAAAGCUAUUACGUCUCUUUGCUUUUCCUUUACUUUUUUCCUAUGUAUACGUUUUUCAGAUAUGCAAAGUUUAGAAUCAGGUUUAGAGCGCAAGCUACUACAUGCCUGUAUCCUCAGAAAUAAAUCUUGAGUUCAGUGGCGAGAAAAGGAUUGCCACAUUAAUGGUGAAGGGGUGGGCGUUUUUCAGCGAAGAAAACACAAGCCUGUCACGCACUACCUUAAAUGUAUAAGUUUAUCUUGUUCGUACGGUUUUCUGGAAACCUGCAGCCCUUCCCGGCACAGGGGAUCCAAAGUGUUGAUAAUUUCGUUUCUAUCAGAAAUAAACAACAGCACUUAGUGCUGCCUUACAAUCAGCACCCUCAGAUUAAGACUAGCCUUUCCCUUCCUGGGAAAAAACGUAAAGUGCGAGAGGGAGCUGGAGCGGUCUAAAUAGAGAACAAGAGAGGUUCCGACAUCCGAGAAAGUAGCUGCAGACGCGGGAACAAGAAGGAGCAAUGAAACUCGCUAAAGGCUCGAAGAAACGCGGAGAGGAGAACCCGUGGAGCCAGGCGAAUUCAUGGCUCUCUGAAGAAAGUUUGCACACGCCAAGCUAAGGAGGUGGGAAGGGCGCGGUCCGAGUCGCAGUUAGGAGCAGCUUCUGCUACCUUUAGGAGGCGCUUUGUUCCUCCCCUCCUCCUCUCCAACCGUCUCCCGACGGAGCGCGCAAACCGAGCGCUUCUCCCCGGCCAUCCUUCAGCCGUUUGGCCGAAGGCGGUUGUAAACGCCGCUGCAAGGGUCAACCUCAGCUCCGCUUGUUCAGCAUGGAGAAAGGGGGCUUCAAGAGGCUCGGGCGGCUCUUCCACCAUAGGAGCGAAUCCGAGGACUCCGAACCGGACCUCGGUAAGGAUACGCCGCUUUCCUCGCCUUGUCCUUCGCCGUGCUUGGAGGGUCGGCGGGAACAUCGCGCCAGCUGCUCCUCCACCGCCACCGUCGAUUCCGGAGAGCUCAAGAAGCGCUCGGCUUUCGGGCAGUGGCGCUUGAAGAAGAAACAGCGGCGGCAGCAGCAGCAGCAAAGUAAGGACGAAGUGGCAGCGGGGGACAGCGCGGCCCCCUCUGCUCUGGACGCCUCCUCCUUCACCGCCUCGGAGCCCACGACUCCCACAAACAGCUGUUUUGACAUGCCCGAUGUGCAGUAUGCUACUCAGGAAAAACAGCAACCUCUGGUUCCAACACAAAAUUCACAGUAUGCUUAUGGUAUCUCAGUGGAUUCAAUAUCUUCGUCUACAUUGCCAGCCUCAUUUAGAAAGUCUAAAACCCGCUCUUCAGAGUCUUCGAAGGAAGAAAAAAAGAAGCCGGUUUUGGGAAAGUUUGGACAUUUUUUUACUACAGGGAAGAGAAAAAAUCCCAAGAAUACACAGGAAUCUUCUUUAAACCCAAGUAUAAAAAGUAUAAGGCCAGAAUCUCCUCAUAAGAAUUUAGCCCCAUUGGCAUCCAUAGAAAUAGAGGACCUAAAUGAUCUAUCUAAAAGUGAGGAAUCUCUUACUGAUUCGAUUUACGAGCAGAAUCAAUCAAACACCCAGAAUACUAUUGACAAUUCAGAAGAUUAUCUUUACAAUAGGGAUCUGACACCUUUAUAUAAUGACAUUGUUUCAGAAUGGAACACUAAAGGGAUUUCUUCUGGCAGUGAAUGGUCACUUGAUUGGCAUAGUAGUAAUGAAACCAUAAAAGAUACAUUGUUUGAUAGCAAUCUUACACUUGAGACACUGGAAGGAGAGAACGAACUUGUCACUGAUACAGACACGACUCCAGAUUUCUUUAAAAGUUUAUCUACUCUGUCUGAUGAAAAUCUAGAACAAAUCGAAUUAAACCACAAGGAAUUAGUGGAGCCUCUUACGUUUGCAGAAUCAGAAUAUGCAGACUCAAAAGAUGGAUCAUUUUUUGUGGAACCUGAGCAAAAUGAGCAUCCCCAACCUUCUAGAAUAUUGACAUUGGAUAUUUUUCUUCGUAGAGCUGAACAACAAAAUCUGAAUAAACCAGUAGCUGUUGUAUUAGACGACGAUUGUAGCAGCACAGACAUAAUGGAUAAAAAAUCUGCAAUUAGGAAAUCUGGAAAGAGGAGAAAAUCUCAGAGCUCCAGUGAUGUGCCAAAUGGGGAUAGAAAUGCAAGUGAGAAUACUGUGAAAGAGGAGCCGUUUUUUGAUGGUACUCCUUCUGAUAUGGUUCCAGAAAAAAUAAGCACUUCUGAAAGAAAACUUAGGCCUUGUCAACAGAUUAUAUCUCCUACGAAUAAUAAUGAUAUAAGGUCUGGAAGUAAUCAUAAGGGUUUUGAGAAGUGCAAGCAGCAGAGCCCGGCCUCAUCCCCGUAUAAAAAGAAAUCCUUAAAAAAGAAUCAGUCUGAUGCAGGUCCUCCUUCACCCAUAGGCAUAAAAAGUCCUGGAAAAAAUCUUUCCACCAAAAGACAGAGUGACGGUGUAAUGGAUAGUAAUUCAACAUCCAAAUGUAUUUCAGUAGAGGAAUUGCCUUCUGAUGAAAACAUUGUAGUUCCUCCUUUAGGCAUUGUGAGCAGUAGCAGCACUUUGUCACCACCUGAAGAGAAGACAGAAUCUCAAGAUUUGCAUUCUGUCAGAAGUUCUGAUGGCAAGGUUAUAUUGCCGCUUGACAAGCAUAAAAAUAAUGAGGUAGAAGGCAAUGGAAGACAAAUUUCUUCUGAUUUGGAUGAAGCAAAGCCAAGGAAUAUAUGCCUUGAUGUUUCCAGAACAGUCACAACAAAAAUUAGCCUGCCAGCUAAACCAAAGAAUGUUGAACUAAACCUUAAAGCUUCGAAAAGCCUGGAAAAUAUGCAAAAUGAGCAAGAUUCUACAGAUAAAGUUAAAAUUAACUUCAAUAUUGCCAAUAAAAUAUCGAUGUUUGAAAGCAGACAAAAUAAUCAAAAUCAAUCUGCUGAUGCUCCUGCUUCAAAAAGAGGUUCCGUAUCAAAUACAUUUGUUGGCAGAGCGAAGUUGAAGUUUGGAAGACAGCCAACUGAAAGUGAACAGACUAACAGAGGAACAAAUAAAGGAAACCAUCGUCAGAAAUUACUGCAAAAUGGUACAAAAGUAAAAGAAAUCUCUUCAGACGUAAACAUUAAGUCACAGGGAACGAUUGAGGCAAACGUUACAUGUGAGGAUGCUAGAAAAAAUGAAGAACUUGGAAAAGUUGUUAAAUCUCAAGUCAAUGAGAAUGACAAAGUAGAGGGUAAUGAAGUGAAUGAUUUCACUUCUACAAAAAUUGAUACAGAAUUAGUCAAGGUCAAAGACCUAGAUAAUGUUUCAUCUAUAUUGCAGAAUGAAGAAACAGAAGCAAAUAAUUGGAGCAUGAAUGCCACUUCCUUAUGUUCUGAAAGUGAAGAGACAUUUUCCUUGAGCUCAGAUCAUUAUUUACCCAAUAAUAACGAUAAAUCUUUGCUGCAAUCUGAUCUGACACCCCAAAAAUCAGAAUUAAACCAGAUUGAAAAUAAAGACCAAAAGGUGAUUAAUACAGUUUCGGAAGACAACCAAGAAUUUGAACACAGCAACAGUGGGCAAGAAAAUCAAAGCAGUGGUUGUAAUGUUUCUGAAGGCAGCAGAACUGAUGGCGUUUGUGACUCUCCUUCAGAUAUGGCCAGGUUUACAGAAACACUUAAAAAUCUAGACAGUUCUGUUUGUGUACCUCAGAAAAAGAAAAAGCAGAAACUUCCAAAGCCUCCUGCCCCACAUUUUGCAAUGCCUCCAAUUCACGAGGACAAUUUAGAGAAAAUAUUUGACCCUAAUAUAUUUACUGUGGGAUUGGGAAUAAAGAGAGAUAGAUCACAAGAUCUAACUCCAUCUGCCCAGUUAAAAUUGCAAAGCUUAGAGACUGAGGCUAGGAUUAAACCCAAGCGGGCCUCUGCUGAAAACAGCCUUUUUCUCCAGUCCCUGAAGUUACCCGGUAGAGCAGAUUCAGCUCUCAUGCAGGAAAUGUGUGGGAAAGAGAGCAAGGACAAUACAGACGGUGACAUCAAGAGAUCUCGACUUGAAAACAGCACCAUUUUCUCCAGUCUGCUAGCUCCCGUAACUAAAGAAAAAAUGUUUACCCCAUCUGUAACCACUGUAAACACAAUCACAACAUCUUUUGCAUCUCAGAAGAGUGCCACUUCUCCAGGAAUACCUCCUCUAAUAUUUGAUUUAACUCAGAAAUCCGAGCCUCUUUCAGGUUUCAAAGUGCCAAACUAUAUGGAUAAAUAUUUACAAACCGAUGAUGCAAAAAAAGAAAGAAUUUUACAAAUGCCAAAUUUUGGAAGCCUUGAAAACAGUUUUUCAAACUGGUUGAAACCUGGUCAGUGUGACUCAAAUGAAUUCAUAGCUAUUGAGGCAUUUUCAGGGAAAAAACAGAAUAAAAUUAAUCCUAGACCUGGAAAGAUCAUGAUUUACAAUAAACCAGAUGCUUCCGAAAGUAGUUUUGAAGUUUUUCAUGAUGUGUUGGAUUGCACCUCUUGGAAAUUGUCGCCUGUGAUUUUAAUUAAAGUCAUCCGAGGAUGUUGGAUUCUGUAUGAAAAACCAAAUUUUGAAGGAGUUUCUAUUCCGAUGGAAGAAGGAGAAUUGGAAUUCUCAAAUCUUUGGGGGGAAGAAGCAUUGGACAAUAAUGAAGAUACGUGCAAAGCUCCUGAGCCUAUUGUGAUUGGUUCAGUCAGGCAUGUAGUAAAGGAUUAUAGAAUUUGCCGAAUUGACCUAUUUACAGAACCACAAGGAUUAGGUUUAGUAAAUGCAUAUUUUGAUGAUACUGAAGAAAUGCGACUUGGUUCUUCUCAGAAGACAUGUUCUAUCCAAGUGUCUUGGGGCAUAUGGCUACUUUAUGAAGAACCUGGUUACCAGGGAAUCCCUUUAAUGUUGGAACCAGGAGAAUAUCCUGAUCUGUCAUGCUGGGAGAAAAAAGAGGCAUAUAUUAGGUCUCUGAAGCCCUUGAAAAUGGGUGGACGCAAGGUUGAAUAUCCUAAAAGCCGAAAGGUAAUUGUUUAUGAAAAGCCAUUCUUUGAAGGAAAACAUAUAGAAUUGGAUUCAGAAUUAACAGCUCUUGCCAUGGAAGGAAACAGUACUGAAGAAUCUGAAGAGCUGGAAAAUGAGCUGCUUACAUCAAUAGGAUCCAUAAAAGUGAAGGGAGGAAUCUGGGUUGCUUAUGAGAAGCCAGAGUUUGAAGGGCACCAGUAUUUACUGGAAGAAGGCGAAUACCGGGAAUGGACGGACUGGGGUGGUUAUGAUGAACAGUUGCAAUCACUACGGCCUGUUCUAGGGGAUCUGAUGCAUCCUCACAUGAUAAUGUACACUGAAAAAGACUUUGGGACUAAAGGUUCCAGUAUAAAUGUAUUAGGGAUUAUUUCAAAUUUGAAGGAUACUGGCUAUGGAUUAAGGACACAAUCCGUAAAUGUGAUUAGUGGAGUGUGGGUGGCUUAUGAAAACCCUGACUUUACAGGAGAACAAUAUAUUCUUGAUAAAGGAAUGUACCCCAGCUAUGAAGCUUGGGGGGCAAAGAAUAAUAAGAUAUCUUCAGUUCAACCCAUACUUUUGGAUAUCAUCAAUGAUCAUGUGGGAAAAUUUAAGGUCCAGUUAUUUUCAGAACCAGAGUUCCAAGGCAGCAGUCAAAUACUUGAGAAAGAUGUUUCUCAAAUUGUGGAAUUUCCUGCUAAAUCUUCAAAGGUAUUAUCUGGCAGUUGGAUCGCAUACGAUAAAGAAAAUUAUUCUGGGAAUCAGUAUGUGUUAGAAGAAGGAGCCUAUCCUGAUCUGUCUGCAAUGGGUUGCCUACCCCAAACAUGCUUGAAGUCUUUACAAGUUAUAAAUAUUGAACUUUCUGAGCCAGUUAUAACCCUUUUUGAAAAAGAAAACUUCAGAGGAAAGAAAUUUGAAUUCAUUACAGAAAUAGUAAAUUUCGAAUUUCUUGGCUACAAUCCUCAUAUUGCUUCAGUAGAAGUCCAGGGUGGCAUAUGGAUUAUUUAUGAACAUCAUAAUUAUAAAGGCCGUCAAAUUUUACUAACGCCUAAAAAAAUAUCAAACUGGAAAGAGACAAGUGGCUACCACAAAAUUGGUUCUCUACGACCUUUACUGCAGAAACAAGUGUACUUCAGACUCAGAAACAAAGACACCGGAAAGUUCAUGGCAGCUGAUGGAAAUAUAGAUGACUUGAGUCUUCUGAGGAUACAAGCUGUGGAAGACAAUAAAUCUGGAGAGCAGAUCUGGGUUUAUCAAGAUGGAUUCAUCAAGUAUAGGGGGUCAGAAGAUCUCUGCUUAAUGAUUGUAGGAAAUUUGAUCACCCCUGGUACAAAGCUGGGCCUGGCCCUUCAGCAGAAUGACGAAAAGCAAAACUGGAGUUUUAAUUCUAAUGGCAAGAUUUACAGCAAAAUGAAACCACAUUUAGCAUUAGAUAUUAAAGGGGGAAAUAACUAUGAUCAAAACCACCUAAUUCUCAAUACAGCCAGUGAUGACAGACCAACGCAGUGCUGGGAACCACUGAUUAUUUAAAAGGCAGAUUGAGAUGUAACCCAAUACUUGAGAAGUGAAUUAGACAAAUGGUGAUUUUCCAACCAGCUUGACCAGUUUGAAGAAACAAAAAUUGUAAUGUACUCAUUCAAUCACUGCAUCCAAGAGUAGAGUAGCCCUAUAUGGCUGUCAUGUCACCUAAUUUCUAUUAUGUUUGUUGACUCUGCUUUGUUUCAUUCUUUUGUUCAAGCCCACCGUCCUCCAAGCUCUGCAGGGGGGCAGACCAAACCAGAAGUGAGGAAGUUACUACAUAUGGAGUAUAACAUGCCUAGAAUGGACUCCCUGUUUCAGACUCUCUUUUCCAAUUCUUUAGGUAGGAUACAAGGAAGAUGACAGAUCUGGCAAGCUCAGUCGUACUUUGCCAGGAAUGAAAUUGUGUAUGGUAUAAAUAUUCUGGGUUGAAAGGAAAUAGUCUUCGACUUUUCUGUCCUUUUCUUAUUACAAGCAUUAAGGUGCAUCACAAGCAGCCCUUUUGUAUCACUAAGGCUACUAACAUUUUAAUGUGCAAUUCUAAAAGUAGACUUAAUGUUUUGGUGCUCCAUGCUUAGAGCUGAAACUGAAUUUGGAAUAUUUUAAAACUGCACUGGACUAUUUUGUAGUGAAAGCUCUUUGUUAACUAGUCCAAUGCUAUCAAAAAAUAAAUUAGCUAUUUAUGUAAAAUCUAAAUCAUUUCAGAUGAUUUUAAAAUAAAUGAAAUUGUCAUAGACGAAUGCUUUAGUACCUAACAAACAUUUGUUGCUGAGUUUUUCCGUCGGUUAAAAAUGCCAAUUAUCUGCAUGGCUGCCUUAUUUUACACAAUUUGCACUUAUUGUCUCUGUACAUGGCAAGUAUACUGUUUCUCUGUUCAAAAAUGAUUUACUUUAAAUUGCGUAACGAGCUAUAUGUGACUUGCGUAUCACAACAGUUCUUGCUUUUUAAUGAGCUGCAUUAAGAAAUGUUUCCUUACGUCUUUGCUUUCAAUCUUCUCUGGUGAAAGUCGCUACGUGUAUUUCCGAUUCUGUAUUCAUGUAAUUUCAAUAUUCAAUGUACAUUUUUUCCUGCUUUACACCCCCUUAUUUUCAUCCACAUUCCUCUAAUGCUGCAUUGAUCAUUAACAUGAAAAUGUCUCAAAAUUUGAAUUCAGAAAAAUGUAAUCUGAAUAUUAUACCUAGUAGCUUCUUGAAGAACAGUUAUUUUAAUGUUAAAGCUGGCUUUACUUGAGCACAAUUGUUUCUGCAGUAAAACAAACCCCACUUUUAAGUUAAAAUUGGUUUGUAUGUAACAGCUGAAUAUCAAAAUGCUGCAAUUCCGGCGGGUCAAAAAAUUCCACCAAAAUUAUUUGUAAAAUUGUCGUCACUAAUGACAAAGCUACGCAAUACUACUGAAUAGAAAACACUGUUAAUAAAUCCCCGUUUCUUCAGAAUGUCUAAUCCUGCUGCUGCAUUUUACAAGAGAAAUUAGAAAUAACUCUUGCAUCAAUAGUCUUCACUGCUCCUUCCAAAUCUGUAACUAUUAUUUCUGCUCUUUCUUUUAUCAUGUACACCAGGGGCAGUCAACCUUGGCUCUUUUAUGACUCGUGAACUUCAACUCCCAGAAUUCUGGGAAUUGAAGUCCACGAGUCAUAAAAGAACCAAGGUUGACUAUCCCUGAUGUACACAAACCACUUGAAAAGCAGCAUUGCCAGUAACCAUCUUGGAGCAUUAACAGAUGUUGCUUGAAGCCCAUGGAGGAAGCUGAGUGUCCUUCCCCCCCUCCCCCUACACACACAAUCGAUAAUACCACACAAAAAAACUGCCACUGCAGCAGGAGGUAGCCAAGCCUGGUGCAUUGGAAAGUGCCUGGCUAGGUCACACGGAGAAAUCAGUAGGGGCUCAAUUAGCUUCCAACACAGAUCUGAAGUCAUAACUAGCAAUGCCCUUAGGCUGCUCAGUCAAAUGUCAUGAAAAUCUAUAAGGAUUUAACAAUGCUGCACUGAUUUGUUUGGAAACCGGUAUUGUGUUAAUUUGCCAUUGUUUAUUGGGAAAUUAUAAUACUCAAUCCAAAUGUUAAAAUGUUUACUUUGACCCACAAUCUGCUGUAUAACUGUUUGCAACAAUCAUGUAGCUGCCAUAUUUUUCUGGUGACAUUUUGAAACUGCUGCUUAUAUCUUUGAUAAAGAAAAUAUCUUAGGGUGUGGUAUUUGCAGAAAAUGUCUUUGUGUCCAAACCCUUGUAUAAACAUAUGUAUUUUACAAAUAAAUAUUACUCAGAUGGAA